UGGCCAAUUGGAAGCUCCAUGACUCAGUUCGAUGUCAAAGUGUGGAAUAUCCUCCGCGCCUUGGAAGUGGAUUGUGGGCGACGAUGUGGAGGAAGCGUUGGUAAGAAGCAAAUUUUUGGCUAUCUGUUGUUACAGUACUUGAAGAAUUCCAGGUUGGAGAAGAUUUUGCCUGCCUAAGCCUGUUUGGGGACCGCCUUCCAUCAACCACACCAACCACCCUUGUCGACCUCCAAUCUUCAUGGUACAUGUUUCAUAUUGUAUGGCGACGGCGACAACCGUGUUUCGCAUUUGCAAGAGUGGGAGUGAUAAGAUAACCCCCAUUACUGUAUCUUCAUGUCUCAUUAUCUGGCGCUAAGGGAAUCAUGAACUUUGCUCCUCCUCGUCUGAGCAGGCUAGGCAGGUCAAUGGCGCAGUCAUGGCCAACAAAGAUGAUACUCUAUGAUCCAAAACCUCCAAAAUGAUGGAUAGAUCCGGAUAUCAUGCUCUGAGGGGCAACGAGGAUGAUGACACCUUCCUCAAAGACCCGAACAAGGUCUCAGAUCGUCCACAUCUGCAUUCACGAGUGCUUCACGACACGUCGUCAGCUAGUCGAGACCUACGAAAGGACGACACUGAAGUGGUAGAUGCUGACAUAGAUGAUGAAAUUGACACGCUAGAAAGUGUUGACUCGACAUUUCAAUUCUCCUCAAUCAUGACUAUGCUUUGGUCUAGUACGGCACUGAUUUCUGAUGGUUACAACAUGGCUAUCAUCGGGAAUGUAACAUUGUUCCUGGAGAAAGCCACAAGCGUUGAUAUGUUGACAGAGAUGCGCGGCCAGAUCUCGAACUCCUUUCUUGUCGGUCAAAUUAUCGGCCUACUAGGCUUCGGUAUACUCAUUGAUAAAAUGGGACGAAACGUUGGUGCUUUAUUCACGACUUUGAUCCUCAUUGUUGGCAUUGCCAUCUCAACGGCGGCCUACGGUACCACCCCACUCGGACUGGUCUGGAUAUUGAUCGUUGGACGUGGCAUUGCUGGUGUGGGUGCUGGUGGGGAAUAUCCCGUGUGUACAACCACAGCCGCAGAAGCUGCAGAUGACCAGCACGCAACCGCCCCAUGGCGAGGAUUUAUCACUGCUGCCUCAACUAUUCUUUCGAUAGACCUCGGUUUCGUUCUGGCCAGUCUCAUCCCAAUGGUCCUGCUCCUCUUCUCCGAUGGCAAACACUAUGAGCUCAUCUGGCGAUUGUCUAUUGGACUUGGUGCUAUCUUGCCACUGUCAAUUCUUUACUAUCGGAUCUUGGCGAGGACCUCUAGCACAUACGAGCAGUAUGGCCAGUCCACGAUAUCUCUACCCUACAAGCUCAUCUUCUCGAAAUACUGGAUGACUUUCAUCGGUACAGCAGGGACUUGGAGUAUGUACAAUCUGGUAGCUGUUCCAUUCGCGAUCUUUGCCAGUAUCAUUGCUUCUCAGCUAAAUCCUGACGGUAGCCUCGUCAAAGAUUUCGGAUACUCCACUCUAAUCCAGACUUUCUGCCUUCCAGGUGGUCUAGUUGGUGGUUGGUGUGCCGAUCGAUUCGGCCGAAAAAGAACACUUGUCGUAGGAUUUGCUUUGCAAGCCUGUCUGGGGUUCGUAAUCGGAGGAACCAUACGGCAGAUUCAGACUAUGCCUAGCCUCUUCCUCAUUUUGUAUGGGAUUUUCCUCUUCCUCGGAGAGGCUGGACCUGGAAGCACGGUCUUCGUAAUUUCGGCCGAGGCGUAUCCCACUGUCAUCCGCGGGGUCAUGAUUGGACUCUCUGCAGCCGUUGCAAAGACGGCGGCAGCCACUUCUACGCAGGUCUUCAAUCCUAUUCUUACUUACUGGGAAGGCGACUAUGUGAAAGCGCAGCAAGUUGUCUUUCUCGUUGGCAGCAUAUUCUGCGUCUUCGGUGCCAUUCUAGCACGAAUCUUUGUUGAAGAGAUUCCACUAGGUACAGAUCUGAGUCGUGCAGAGGAGAUUUAUGAGUCUUUUCAACGUGAAGGCGCAGAAGCUAGGAUAUUGAAAUAAUGAUUUCAGGUGUAGAGUAAUUGAAAAGUCGGAGUUUCCGUUAAGCCACCACGUCAUGACCAUUGGAAGUAGCUAGAUGAUGUAACGAAGCGUGUAGCUAAGUCCUAUAGAGAUUACGAGACGAAACUAAAG
Mollisia scopiformis is the source of this 2152-nucleotide messenger RNA. RefSeq names its product MFS general substrate transporter. The record is from RefSeq and is a predicted model, not a curated record. The transcript has 3 exons. Gene Ontology annotation, biological process: transmembrane transport; carboxylic acid transport. Gene Ontology annotation, molecular function: carboxylic acid transmembrane transporter activity. Bases 458 to 2020 code for a protein of 520 amino acids. NCBI's taxonomy places the organism in Eukaryota, Fungi, Ascomycota, Leotiomycetes, Helotiales, Mollisiaceae. Gene Ontology annotation, cellular component: plasma membrane.